AAUAAGAAGAAGAAGAAGAAGAAGAAGAAGAAGAAGAAUGACUUUAUCCUUACAUGUGCUUGUCUGAUGAAUAGUUGGGUGGGUGUGGCCUAUUUGGCGUAGGGGUGUGGCUUUCCUUCCGCCAGGCUGAGAUCUCGUACCUCCCACUCUCCUUCCCGUCGCUCUCGGUCACCAAUCUGCUACUGGUCGCUGGGGGCGUUACCAUGGUGACGGGGUUCCUGGGCUGUCUGGGGGCUCUGAAGGAGCAGCGGUGUCUGCUAAUGACGUUUUUCGUGAUCCUCCUGCUUUUGUUCCUGACUGAAGCCGCACUCGUCCUCCUUCUCGGGCUCUUCCACGAAGAGCUGGACCAUAAAGCGAAGGAGAACCUGAUCGAGGGAAUGAUGGAUUAUGACAGGAACCCUGAUCUGAAGAAGUCCUGGGACAGCAUGCAGAGAAUCUUUAAAUGCUGCGGCGUGAGCAACCACACGGACUGGUACAACCGGACGACAGAAGGACCGCCCCCUGAGUCCUGCUGCAGAGACCACAUGCCCCCCUGUCACCGCUGGGAAGAGCCGUGUUAUGAGAAGGCCAAGGCUUGGGUUCUAGACAACAUCACCUGGGUUCUGGGCUUCGGCGUGUGUCUUGGCAUCAUGCAGAUUUCUGAAACAAGAUUCAACAUUUUGCUGGUUUCAGAUGAGAGACUGGAGACACUGGACCUCCCCCUGCCCUCUGCUCCACACACUCCACCCUUUCAACACAGGAAAGUCAUACCCUGGUAUUUCUGGGAACUCAUGAAUAGCAAAAAUUUGAGAUUACAUUAUCCAAUUAUUUGAGCACUUUUCUUGGUUCCUUAUGAAUAU
Tachysurus vachellii is the source of this 839-nucleotide messenger RNA. RefSeq names its product tetraspanin-9-like. The transcript has 6 exons. NCBI's taxonomy places the organism in Eukaryota, Metazoa, Chordata, Actinopteri, Siluriformes, Bagridae. Gene Ontology annotation, cellular component: membrane. The coding region runs from base 204 to 812 and encodes 202 amino acids. The record is from RefSeq and is a predicted model, not a curated record.